Molecule: messenger RNA, 1036 nt
Organism: Nannospalax galili (Upper Galilee mountains blind mole rat)
Lineage: Eukaryota; Metazoa; Chordata; Mammalia; Rodentia; Spalacidae
Product: transmembrane epididymal protein 1A-like
Exons: 1
Coding region: 1-894 (297 amino acids)
Source: RefSeq, a predicted model, not a curated record
AUGGGAACCCUUGAAGGACACCUGCUGCCAGGCAUAGCCCUCCUCUUCUACUCACUCUACCAUUCAGUGCUGGUGUCCCUGGCGCUGCUCCAGGAGCAGAGGGUCCUCAAGCCCCCUCUAUUCGUAUGGAAACGGGAAGGACACCGGGCGUUGCAGCAGGUCUCAUAUGAAGGGGUGCUGAAGGUGGUCAUUCCUUGUGUUGGCAUUUUAGCUGAAUUCUACUACCCGCCUGGGAUAAACCGGGCAGUGAUGAUAGAUUGGGAAGACCCUCAGCGGCCAUUUGUGUUCAAGGACAACUGGCAACAUUUCACCAUGUACGUGUUUUUUCUGCUCAGUGGUAUGGUGGACAUCGUGAGCCAAUCAUGUGUGGCACAUCGGAGUGCGAGGCUGGAACGAGCUGCCGAAGCCUUGGCUUUCUAUGUGCUGGUACUGUUGAUGGCAGCCCACAUUGAGAACAAGAGUGCCCUGGAGAUCCGAGUGCACAUUCUGUUCAUGGUUCCCUCCUUCCUGCUCGCGGUGGUGCUCAGCAUUGAGAUCUGGGUCCCUGAUCAUCCCCCACUCUGGGUGUUCAAGACCUGGCUGGGGCUGGUGCUCAGCAAUUGGAUGCUGCAGCUCUGUACAGUGAUGUAUUCACCUCCCACUGGACAACCUUGGCGGGCAGACAAUCCCGUGGACUUGUCAUUCCUCACCAUCUUCUUCUGCUGGCACCUGGCCUUAGGGGCAGUUGUGCUGGCUGCUAUCUAUGGCCUCUGCAGUCUCUGGCACAGUCAUCGUUCUUGUUCUUUCUGGACAAAGACCACAGGUACUUGGUAUCAGCCGUGUCCUACAGAAUCCAGUGGUGAGGAACUAGAGAAGCUCAGGACAGAGGCAGUGCUACAGGAUGAAGAUGUCUAGGUACAGAAACUGUCUUGGUGCUAUGAUUUUUGUAAUGAGAGGUUCAAGAGCACCUGCUGCCUGCUUAGCCUGGAAUAGACAGUGUGGCUUUCCAUCCCAGGAUCUAACUUCCUUGUCAUCAAGUAAACCUGCUCCGAGUACA